Molecule: messenger RNA, 2088 nt
Organism: Symbiodinium natans
Lineage: Eukaryota; Dinophyceae; Suessiales; Symbiodiniaceae
Source: the annotation of a GenBank genome assembly
AUGGCGACAAUCAUCAAAGCAGCGCCAGACGAUUGCGCGCAGCCGCAGCUCGAGGCCUCCUUGCAGGAAUUCGAGGCGACCAGUGAGCCGACAGACCUCGGCGAAGGUGAGGGCGCUGCGCUCUUAGGCGGUGCCUUUCGGCCGGAAUUCUUUCGCCGUUCUCGCCCCUGCGCCGCCUUGGGUCUUUUGCUUGGCUUGGCCCUGGUGACCCUUGCAGGCCUCCUUCUUGUUCCAGAACAAGGUGAGGUCUCUUCACAGACCUCAGCAAGGCUGUCAGAAGCAGAGAUGCAGAGCACCACCCCGGACAAGUUCUGGCUGAUGUGCCCAAACGCGGACUGCGUGUGGUUGGGCAAGACUGGAAGUGAAUGGAUCUACUCCUUCCUCCCCAAGAGUCCCUGGACUCUCGCCGAUGAGAUCGACGAUGGCGUGUCGUGGCUGGCGUCGGUUCCGCAGGACAUGUGGAACCAGGUGAGGAACAAGUGGAUGCAAUCGCCACCGAUGUUCCAGGGCACCCCGGUGACAAUUCAGGAGCUGGCCAACUUUAUGCGCGCCACUCUACGGAGGGAUCCUUUCUCGACCGGGGGUCAGAAGGUCCCCUGGAUCGACCUGCGUGAAGGUGGAGCCGGUGGGCCGGUGCACAGCCAGCAGAAGGCGAUCAUCAUCAAUCACCGGCAGCUUGCGUUCCUCAUCAUCAACAGCUUGCAUGGCAACAAGCUGGAGGGCAUCGAGACAGGCCUGGACGCUGCCCUCGCGCGGUGCAGUGGCGUCAACUCGGCCCCAGGGCUCACCCCCGACAUGCUCUACUCGCUGCUGGCCUAUCUGGCCAUCCUCAGCCGCGAGCUGGUGGGCGACCAGGAUGGCACCUACCUGGUGGGCACGACACCAGGGCCCGCGAACAACCAGUGGCUUCAGCAGCUUGCGGUUGGCAAGAUGCAGCCGGUGACCUUGUGCAACCAUGAGCGGCUUGGCGCAGGCACGUGUGGCUUGAGCGACUUCAUGGCAGCGGGGGUGCCCUUCCAGGCGCUGACAGACAUCGCUGGUCAGGAUGUGGGAGGUGGUGCCCAGCUGUGUCAUGUGGCCAACAGCCAGGAUGAGUCCCUGGUCAUCUUCUAUCCUGAGGUGCUGGCCUUCGCGGCCUUCGUGGGGAACGGGCGGAUGUUGCCUGUUCCGUUCACUCUCCUGGGCGCGAGGAGGUAUCUCAACACCAUUUAUGGCGAGACGGGAGUGGGCCCUCCCUUUCAGAAUCUGUGCGGGAAGGUUGCUGUGGACAACCUGCUCAACGAGAACAUUCUUACACAGGAUGUGAAGACAAGGGUUUCGCUGACCCCGCUCAGCAUGAAGGCGGCCUCCUUCGUGGCCGUAGCAUCCUAUUGCAGCGACUGUCACAGGGGGGAGUGCUCCGAGCCGGACAUGUUCAACAACCUCUGUGACGCCCAGCGGCGGCACUUGGACCAGGACAUUUCUCUGUGGCUGCAGGCUUACAACAGUGCCAACUACACAGUGCCGUCGCGGGGACCUCGUAGACAUUGUCAAGCGCAUCGGCACAGGACCAUGGGGCGGCGGAUUGUGGCAAGGGGACUGCCAACAGUACUUCCUGGCAGUCUGGGUGGCCACGAGUAUGCUACCGGGCGCGUCGCGCUUAGAGUCCUGGGGGCAGGGGUGCUGCUGAACCAUGUUGCACUGGACUACUACAUCUACGAUCACUUCUGCGAGAAUGCAGGCCACCAGUGCUUCGUGCUGCCGAAGGAGUUAUGCCAGACGUGCAUCCAGCUGAGCGGCAUGUCGUCGGUCAUCGAUGCCUCGCGGUGCGGCUACACUGGUGCACAAGACAUGGUGGACCGCAUGACGGGCCGUCAGGUGCAGGACAUCUACUUCCUGCUGCGCGACAUCGGGCCACCCCCGGACCAGGCCGUCCCAGCGCGAUUCGAGUCUUCGGAGCGUCCCCCUCACACAUUUUUCACGGAUUGCCUUGGACAGGUCUUCGAACUCAUGAGUGGCAUGGCGCAGUUCCCAGCGCUCGGAGAAUUUUGCAGCGCAGUUUUGUUUCGAGGUCUGGCUUUUUGUAUCUUUAUCUCGCCUUCCUCUUGA